Molecule: messenger RNA, 1573 nt
Organism: Spizellomyces punctatus DAOM BR117
Lineage: Eukaryota; Fungi; Chytridiomycota; Chytridiomycetes; Spizellomycetales; Spizellomycetaceae
Exons: 5
Coding region: 112-1395 (427 amino acids)
Molecular function (GO): chloride channel activity
Source: RefSeq, a predicted model, not a curated record
AAGGUUUGUUCCUUCUUUCACCUCCAUCUUGCGUGAACUCUGCAAAAGUGUUCCUGAAAACGUUAACACGGCGUUUUAGGCGAAUUGUGCUGAGUGCAGAUUUUAGCAAGAAUGGACUUUGGAGACGGCGGGGCCGAUGCCCCUACCAUUGUGACUCCCGCCACGUCUCAGCACGUACUCAUUCAAGGAGGCAACGACGUCUCACAGGAGCGUGGAGCCCAACCGCCUCCGUCUCCUCGGCAUUUACGUCGGCCUUCUCAUGGGUUUCCUCGUAUCUCUGGCGAGCUUAGCAAGGCCGAGCUGGUCGAACGCAAAAUUCGGGCGCACAAGAUUAGAAACGAAGCAAAGCAUGCAUACGGGGACCUUAUUAGAAUAAAGGCGUCCGUGAUCCCCAGGGUGUUUUGGCCAGCGAUCAUUCACACUUUGUGGGGAACGUUGUGGACAGCACUCUACAUGACCGCCAAUGUGAAAUGGUUUGUUAUACCGCCACAGCUGAUUACGAUUUUGGGUGUGGUCAUCUCGUUGCUCUUGGUUUUCAGAACGAACACGGCAUAUGAUAGAUACUGGGAAGGACGUCGCCUCUGGGGAACUCUUGUCACGCAAGUCCGUAAUUUGGCACGGUUUGUUUGGAUUGGUGUGCAAGGGCGCGACGAGCACCAGAACUUGGAAAAGAAGGGCUGCAUGAACCUUCUCCUUGCGUUUGCCGUGGCCACGAAGCAUUACCUCCGGAACGAGCUUGGCCACAAAUACACAGAUCUACACCAUCUUUUAAUACACUUGCCGGAUUUUGUGCCUGGUGUCAAACACCCGGAGAUCAAGAACCUACCAUUGGAAAUCUCCUUCCAUAUAUCAUCUUACAUUGGAAGAUGUCGAGAGUUGGAGCUCAUUGACGUGUCGCAGCAGACUGCCAUGACAAACGCCCUGUCGGCAAUGGUGGAUUGUCUCACAUCAUUUGAACGUAUUCGCAACACUCCGAUUCCUUUGGCGUAUUCGAUCCAUCUGCAGCAAACUCUUACGCUUUAUAUCCUUUCGUUACCAUUCCAACUGGUGAGCACGGUGUAUUGGGGAACAAUCCCAAUCAUAUUCAUCGCUGCCUUCACGCUAUUGGGUAUCGAGAGUAUUGGUGGAGAAAUUGAGAACCCGUUCGGAUACGAUGAAAACGACCUUCGGGUCGAAGAGUUCUGCCACACCACUCGCGAGGAGCUCGUCCGUGUCAUGAUACGUCCCAGCAAACUGGACCCUACCACCUGGGGAGCACCGUUCGCCGAGGGCGAGUAUGCAGAUCUUCGUACUAUGGUUCGCUCCGCUGGUGCGGACGUCGUUGGAUCCACCGACACGUUCGUGGAUGCGGUCUCUAUCAAUAUCAACGUACCUUCAGGAGUGAAAAAGGACUAGACUGCUUUUUUGUCAUGUCUGUCUGCUUGUAUAUUUGUUUGGUGGAUUGGAGCUAAGGACAUGUUGAGAGUGUCACUCGUAGUGGUUGACACUGUUUAACGAUAAUUGUAGAUGAAUUGUACAUGGUCGGUUAGGACAUUGGAGGCAAUGAAAUAGACAAAAUUUAUUGUGGACAAGA